AUGGGUGUUAUAACGUUAAAUGUGGUGUGGUCAGCUAGAGGCGAUGAUCAGCAUAAUGUGAAGAAAACAAUGCAGUUCGAGCCCUCGACCCUCGUUUUCGAUGCGUGUAAAAUCAUUCGUGAGAAAAUUGCUGGAAAUAAUAUCAAUGCCAAGGAUUAUGGCCUAUUUCGUCUGGAAGAAGAUCCAACAAAAUGCGUUUGGAUGGAAAACGGACGUACGCUGGAAUAUUAUCUUGUUAGAAAUGGGGAUACAGUCGAGUACAAAAAAAAGAUUCGAGCGUUGAAAGUUCGAAUGCUGGACGAUGCAGUGAAGACGGUAAUGGUUGACGAGAGUCAACCGGUUGGCGAAAUUAUGUUGGUGGUUUGCUCAAAAAUCGGUAUCAGCAAUCACGAAGAGUACUCAAUGGUUCGACAACCGUUGGAACAGGAUUGGAAGUCAACACAGACGUUAAGGGACGAGAAACGAGGAAAGAGCGAAGAAAGGGGUGUUGGAUUUGGCACGUUGAGCCGAAAUAAGGAGAAGAAAAUGGAACAACUUCGAGCUAAAUUGCACACUGAUGAAAAGUUACUGUGGCUCGAUCAUGGAAAAACACUUCGUGAACAAUCGGUAGGUGAUGAUGAGACUCUGAUUCUGCGGCGGAAAUAUUUUUUCUCGGAUACGAACGUGGACUGUCGUGAUCCAGUGCAGUUAAAUCUGCUUUAUGAACAGUGCAAAAGAGGCGUUCUCGACGGGAAUCAUCCAGUUACGCGUGAUAUGGCAUGCGAUCUGGCUGCUCUUCAGUGUCAAAUCCAAUAUGGUGAUUUGCAAGAAAGUCGACAGAAAAGCUCAAGCUUCCUCGACAUUCGUGAGCUACUACCGAAAGAGUAUUCAAAAUCACGUGAGAAUGAAAAGCGAAUAUUAGAAUCGUAUCGUGAGUUGGUGGGUAAAAGUGAAUUGGAUGCGAAAAGUAAGUACGUGCAUUUGUGUCGGUCACUGAUCACUUAUGGCGUAACGUUCUUCGUCGUAAAAGAGAAAGUGAAAGGUAAAAAUAAACUGGUACCGAGAUUGCUGGGUGUCAAUAAGGAGUGUGUUAUGCGUGUUGAUGAACGAACCAAAGAAGUGCUCCAAGAAUGGCCACUCGAACAAGUCAGGCGAUGGGCUGCUUCACCUAAAACAUUCACUUUGGAUUUCGGUGAUUAUCAAGAUGGAUAUUACGCGGUACAGACGGCUGAUGGUGAGAAAAUCGCGCAGUUAAUCGCUGGCUAUAUUGACAUAAUUCUGAAAAAGAAGCGAACUCGUGAUCAUAUUGGUAUUGAGGGCGAUGAAGGCUCAACAAUGCUCGAGGAUGUAGUUGCACCAGCACGUGCAACGCUUGUUGCUCAUGGACAAAUUGGAGAAGGUUUCGCGAUGGAGGGAAGCGUUGCUAUUCCAGGUGUUCUUAGAACAGGUCCUGCUUUAGCGAGUGGGCAACGUGGUCAAAUGAACGGCGCUCAAUUUGGUGCUGUCAGUGGACAAAUCCAACAACAGCAAGUUGCAAGGGGACAGCGUGCUCGGGUGAUUGAUUCUCAAGAAAGAGCACAGCGUGCACUUGUUGGAACAAUUGAAGCAUCAAUGCGUGCUGUUGAGAAGGCUGAAGAGGAAAUGGAAAAACCUGUGCAAAUCGAAUUGCCACGAUUCAGCGAUGAUCCUACCUCAAGGAAAUGGGUUGAAACCAAAGUUGAGGUUGAGAAGCAGAAGGUUGGUGAUCAAUUAGCACAAAUGGGUGCAGCAACAGCACAAGUCGUGCAAUUGACAGCAGUGCCGGAUGAGAUCGAUUCACGUGUUGGUACAGCGAUUGCAACUAUUGGAUCGAAUCUGCCUGAGAUGGGUCGUGGAGUCCGAGAACUUGCAGCACUUAUGCCUGAUGAGCAUCGUGCUGGUAAUCUAGUAGAUGCGGCUCGGAAAUUAUGCGGAGCUUUCUCAGAUUUCUUGACGACAGUGAAUCCAGAGCAUGAAGAGAAACGAACAACGGUGCUUGCGGCUGCUGGACGAGUUGGUGACUUCUCACAAGCCGUUAUCAAUACUCUUGAAGAACCAACCCAAGAGACACGUACCUUCCACGAUCAUCUCGUAAAACGUGCCAAAAAUGUUGCCACAUCAACCGCUCAGCUCGUUCUCAGUGCAAAGACGAUAUCAGCAGAGUGUGAAGAGCCAGCGUUGCAAGACAAAGUGAUACAUAGUGCAACACAAUGCGCAUUCGCAACAUCUCAAUUGGUGGCAUGUGCACGAGUUGUCGCUCCAACAAUAGAAUCACCAGCAUGUCAGGAACAGCUUACUGGUGCUGCAAAACAAGUUGCGAAAGCUGUUGAAGAACUGCUCAUCGAUGCGCAAUCAGCUUGUUCGAAGAGUACGGCUGAUGGACAACGUUCAUUGGGUGAUAUUCAUGAGGCUGCUAGACAAGUCACAUCUGCGUUAGAUGAUCUUCUGCUACAUGUGAAGACGUCACCGAAACUUUUGAAGCAAACACAAGAGAACUAUGAAUACGAGCAAAUUUUGAAUCAAUCAAGGAAGAUUAUCACUUAUCAGGGUCCAACUGAGGAUAUGGUUCGGCAAGGUGAGAACGCAAUUCGACAUAGUCGAAUUUUGGUGGAACAAAUGGAAGCAGAAGCGGAUCGUGAACCUGAACGACGUGAUCGUUUGUUGGAUGCAGCUCGGUCCGUUGCGCAAGCAACCAGCAGGAUGAUUGAUGCAACCAAAGAAUGUCAGAGCCAUCCACAAGCGGCCGAGUCACAGGUUGCACUGCGAUCUGCAGCCGAAAAGCUGGUCACUGUAACGAGCGAAGCAACCAGUGAGGAACAGUCUGUACGUACAAUGGAACAUCUUGAACAGGCAGCAAAACAAGCAGCAGCGGCUGCAACCCAAACGAUAGCUGCAGCAAAUGCUUGUCAGCAGCAUAUUCAAUCAACGACCGUCACGGAGACUCUUGUGGUGGAAUGCACUGAAACUGCAGAGCAUGUUCCACGACUAAUUGCGUCGAUUCGAGAAAGCCAAUCGGCACAUUCACCUGGUGAUAAAUUCCGUGCACAAAGUAAUCUGAUUCGCGAUACCCAGCAGGUGUUGAGACCGGCAACUCGUCUGGUUGAAGUGGCACGUCAAACGGUAUCAUCGGUAGGUGAACAACACGUAGCAAAUCAUUUACAGUCCACCAGUCAACAGCUGUCCACUCAGUUGGCUGAACUCCGCGUUGCACUCAACAAUGCUCAACAACUUAAUUUUGAUAUGCAACUGCAACAUUCCGAAGAUUUGAUCAAUGAACUUGACAAUGAAUUGAUACAAAUUUCACAUGCCGCCCAAAAUGGACAGCUUAUUACGGUUCCAGGUGAAUCUGCUGAAACUGCCACAUCUAAGCUAAUGGCUUCAGCAAGACAGGUUGGAUCGACGCUGACGCAGAUGGUCAGUGCGGCAGCCAGUGGUGAUCGUCAACAUGCUGGCGCGAGUGCAGUUGAAGUGGCUCAGUCGUUACGGUCAUUCACUUCAACUGUUCAUGGUGUUUGUGCGACCAGAAAUGAUACACCCAUUGAGAGAUUCAUCGUAUCCGCACGCUCAGUGGUGCAUGAUUCGGGUCGUGUGUUCGAUCGAGUGCGUGAGAAUGCAGCUGCUGAGCAACUCGCUGAAGCAACCAGGACAGUUUCUGUUUCGUUACGCCAGUGCCUUUCAUCGCUUCCCGACAGCCAACAUAUCGAAAAAGCAAUCAACCAAAUUCGCUCCUAUCGAGUUUCCGAAACAGCGGCUCCAGUCGAUUUGCGCAUAGCUGCAUCACGUCUAAUUGAAUCAUGUUCGCAGUUGGCUGUUAAGCUCGAGGCACAAGAGCAGUCGGCUGCAGUUGACGUAUUUGUACGUUCGUAUACUGAAUUCCACACGGGGGUUGCUCAAGCGAUUCAGCAACAGCCAGAUGCAUUACAACGCCAGCAGUGUAUUGCAUACUUGGAAGAAGUGCGAGAAGAAGCCAUUAAUAUUAUUGUGCGUACUCACAAUGCGUCGUUAGACUCUGCCAACGCCACUGCUCUACAAGCAUUAUCCCAAUCAACCCGGUCGUUGACUGAAUCUGUCAAUGCGAUCGUUGAAAGCGUCGUUCGAGAAGCACCGUGGCAACGUGAAUGUGAAGCAGCUCUUAGACAAAUACAGUCAGUACGAUACAUGCUGGAACGUGCAAAUUUACCAGUGAAUAGUGAAGGUUAUUAUGAAAGUCUUGACUCGGUAACAGAACAAGCGAAACGACUUGGUGAAGGUAUGACGGGUAUUGCAAGACACGCGAAAAGUCAGGAUACACAAUUGCUAUGUGAAAGUGUUCGUGCUGCGUCAAAUGCGGUUUGUGGGCUUGCUGAAGGUGCAACACAGAGCGCUUAUUUGGUUGGUGUAUCAGAUGCAAGAAGUCAACCAGGACGUGCGGCUAUUAUCGAUACAGCCAAAUGUGAUCGUUCUGUUCAGUUGGUAAAACAAAUUUGCGAACGUAUUCGACGUAGUGAAUAUACGCAACAACAAAUACUUGAUGUAGCCGAUUCGUUUGUAUGCAUACUGGUUCGUUCAUUGAAGGAUGCGACUGUGGUGGCCAAACAUACAUCGACGUUAGCGAAUCUAUGCCGUGAAGCAUCAGAACGCACUUCCAAUGUGAAUGUCAAGAAACAUGAACGCCACCAGCAAGAAUGCACUGAAGCAGCUCAUUCACUGCAUACGGCUGCCGAGCAACUGGAAACAUUCGUAGAUAAUCCAGACUUCGCAGCUGUUCCAGCGAAGAUAUCUGUUUCGGGAUCGGAUGCUCAAAGACCCAUCCUUCAUUCUGCUAAACACAUGCUUGAUGCAAGCUGUGAUAUGAUUGUUACUGCAAAACAGUUGGCUGCUUCCCCGACUGAUGCGCCUACAUGGCAACGACUCGCCGAUAAUUCGAAGGUCGUUAGUGAAAGCAUUAAACGACUCGUUGCAGCAAUACGUGAAAAGGCACCUGGCCAAGCUGAUUUGGAUAGUGCAAUAAUAAGUCUUCGUGAGAUGUUAACGCAGAUAGAUCGUGCCUCAAUUGAUGCGUAUCAAGAUCAGUUACCGCGAAGUAGCGUCACUGAACAGCGAGUCCACCAACAAAUAUUACACGCAUGUCAAUCACUUCAUGACAGAAUUGAACCACUUCGAGAUGCAGCAGUCGGCCAUUCAGAAGGUUUAGGUCAUAGCGUGCGAGAACAUAUGGCUGCAAUAGAGCCGUUAGUUCAGUCUUGUGUUCAAGCAGCUUCGAUUACCUACGAUACUAAGGCGCAGAGCACUUUCUUCGAGCAGUGCAAGACUGUUGUAGAGGCUGAACUUCAAAUGAUCUACGCUUGUAAAGAUGCUGGUGGCAAUCCGAAAGCUCGUGAUCUGCACGUGGUGGUUGACGAAAGUGCCACUCAGUUGCGUGAUGCAAUUGUUGAUAUGCAACGUAACGUGAAUCGUAUGGCAUCUGAAGCGGGUGUAAUUCACGGUGUUGUUGAGAACAUUUCAAGAUCAAUCGCACUCACUGACGAAAGCAGUUCGAGCGCUGCUGGUUCGUUCACGGAUGCGCAAACACGCAUGAUGAGUGCCUUAGAAGAAAUAUCGCGUAUUGCAACUGAUAUGCCGAUGACUGAAGUUGAGGCACUGGGUCCAUUAGCACUUCGAUUAUCGGAACGAUAUUCUGAUUUGGCCUCUGAAUCAAGACUUGCAAUUGCAACGUUGUCAUCUCCGAAUCUUGCCCAAAAACUUCGUGUUGCCGUACAGAAACUGGGCACCGCUUGUAUAGAGGUCGUUAAAAUUGCUGGACAACGUAGAGCGCAUCCUGAAGAUAAGCGUUUGCUAGACGAUCUUUCACGUGGGUCACGUACCGUUGUAGAACGAGUUCAAGAAGUAUUAGCUGCACUACAUGAAGGUUCUAAAGGUACUCAAGCAUGUAUCAAUGCUGCUAAUACCGUAUCCGGCAUCAUUGGCGAUCUUGACACAACGAUCAUGUUCGCUACUGCCGGUUCAUUGAAUCCACAGAAGGAGAGCGAGAAAUUUGGCGAUCAUCGAGAAGCGAUACUGAAAACAGCAAAAGCGUUGGUUGAGGAUACUAAAGCUCUUGUUGCUGGUGCAGCAUCAAAUCAGGAGCAGUUGGCGGUUGCAGCGCAGAAUGCUGUUCGAACGAUUGUGAAUCUAUCGGAUGCAGUUAAAAACGGAGCCGUUUCGCUGUCGUCGGACAACGCCGAGGCGCAAGUGAUGGUUAUUCAUGCUGUACGCGAUGUGGCUGCAGCGCUUUCGAAUCUAAUCCAGGCAACCAAGAAUGCAUCCGGACGUUCACUUCAUGAUCCUGCAAUGAGUCAUCUCAAAGAGGCUGCAAAGUUAAUGGUAACAAAUGUAACUUCAUUGCUGAAAACAGUAAAAACGGUAGAAGACGAACAUCAACGAGGUACACGAGCUCUCGAAGCAGCGAUCGAGGCUAUCGGUCAAGAGAUUCGUUUGUACGAUAGUGGUGAGGCUCCGUCCAGAGGUACAGCAACAGCAGAGGAUGUGAUUCGUUCAACCAAGCAACUAACAAUUGCAACAUCAAGGGCUGCGUCUGCAGCACAGACACUUCAGCAAAGUGACGUUAUCGCGGCAGCGAAUCUUGCUAGACAGUCGGUUUGCGAUCUGUUGGCAACAACACGCGCAGCUGCACAAUCUGCAGACUCAGUUGAGGCACGUUAUCACACAUUGGAUUGCGGUCGUGAAGUAGCCGUCCAAGUACGAUCUUUACUCAUAACUUUACAAACUCUUCUGGUGCGAUCUGACGAUCCUCUUGCUCGUAGUGCUCUUCUGGAUGCUUCGAGGAGAGUUGCGAAGGUAGUUGGUGAACUAGCCAACUGUGGAGAGUUACUGAAAGGAGAUUCGUGGUCAGAUCCGUCAGAUCCCACAGCUGUCGCAGAAAACGAACUCAUUGGAGCGGCCAACUCUAUUGAGGCAGCUGCUGUUAAACUUGCACAGCUGAGGCCAAGACACGUUCAUAAAGUCGAUGAAUCGUUGACAUUUGACGAACAAAUCCUUACGGCAGCCAAGUCGAUUGCAAGUGCUGUUCAGACACUUGUUAAAGCCGCAUCUGCUGCACAGCGCGAGUUAGUCGCUCAGGGAAGACUAGAAGCACAUCCAGCGUUUGCUACUGAUGAUUACCAGUGGUCAGAAGGACUCAUAUCAGCAGCGCGCCUGGUGGCCGCUGCAGUACAUCAACUUUGCGAAGCAGCUAAUGCUUUAGUUCAAGGACACUCUUCUGAAGAGAAACUCAUUUCUGCGGCCAAACAGGUGGCAUCCUCAACAGCACAUCUUCUGGUUGCAUGUAAAGUAAAAUCAGAUUUGGACAGUCGUGCAAUGCAACGAUUGCAGUCAGCUGGACACGCCGUGAAAACAGCUACUGAACAUCUCGUGCAAGCUGCACGAUCAGCAAUUCAUGAAGAUGAACGAACCUUGGUUAUAUCCCAACGAAUGGUGUCUGGUAUUGCUCAGGUUAUGGAUGCACAAGAACAAGUGCUUCGAAAAGAACGUGAAUUGACUGAGGCAAGAGGUAAAUUGGCUGCACUUCAUAAAGCCAGAUAUGAACGUGGCUUAUCUCCAUCGAACGAAUCACCGCAACUUUAA
Molecule: messenger RNA, 7599 nt
Organism: Anisakis simplex (herring worm)
Lineage: Eukaryota; Metazoa; Nematoda; Chromadorea; Rhabditida; Anisakidae
Source: the annotation of a GenBank genome assembly